This is a messenger RNA of Homalodisca vitripennis (glassy-winged sharpshooter), 369 nucleotides long. RefSeq names its product esterase FE4-like. Lineage: Eukaryota; Metazoa; Arthropoda; Insecta; Hemiptera; Cicadellidae. The record is from RefSeq and is a predicted model, not a curated record. The annotation marks the transcript as partial. The transcript is spliced from 2 exons.
CUUCCCAGCAGUUCGAAAACUACAGACUUGAAGGAUGUUAUUGUAUACAUCCAUGGAGGGGCCUUCACCUAUGGAGGGGGUCACCUCUACAUGCCCUGGUACCUGCUGGACCACGAUGUUGUUUAUGCUUCUAUCAACUACCGUCUUGGCCCUCUUGGAUUCUUGAGUACAGAGGAUGAAGUGGUUCCUGGUAACAACGGACUGAAGGACCAAGCAAUGGCACUGGCGUGGUUGCAGCGGAAUGUGGCUGCCUUCGGUGGAAACCCCAGCAGUGUUACCAUAACUGGGAUGUCAGCUGGAGGGGCCAGUGUACAUUACCACUACCUUUCCCCUCGAUCUGUAGGUAUGUAUCAGCUCUACUUACUAUAA